CUAAGGCAUCUGAUGUAAAGGCUGCCUUUUGUGAAAUGAGGACAGUGUUAUUUUAUUUUUUUCCUGAGCCCUUUGGUUAUGAUUCAUCAGGCUCAGAUUUCUAGCAAUAAGGAAUUUUCAUUGGUGUUGUAUCCAGUUAAGGGCUGUUCUGUUCAAGCGUGGAGAACAAGGGUACAGAAGAGCCAGUGUUUUUGUUCUUACCUGCCAGGAAAAAAAGAUGGAGAGGGUAGAGAGUCACCUGAACAGUGAGCAAGAAAAAUAUGAGACUCUUGCUUUAGAUACAGUGCUAAGCACACUGGUUGUUGUAUUGGUGUAUGUAGUGAUAAAGGUGAGUGUGGAUAAGGUUCGGCAUUGGAGAGCUCGGGUAUCAAUUUUAGUAGUGGGUGCUGGUCCUGUUGGACUGACAGGGGCACUAGUUGCUGUUCGAUCUAGAAAAGUGCUGAAUUUAACAAUUUUGGAUGAGCGAUCCAGAGCUGCCCUUCUUUGUAGGCCCCAACAAAUUGCUCUGGACCCUCGAAGUGUAAAGUUCCUACUGGAUUUGGGAGUUGACUUUGAUAAUAUUGAAGGAUGCUGGCGCAAUGAUCAUUUCUUUACUAAGAUUGGAGUUUUCCAGGAGCAUCUUCUAAGUAUUCUAGAACAAAGAAAACAAACAAUGGAUAUCAGGAUCCUUCUGGGAACUAAAUUUACAGACGAAUACUUGAGAAAGAUUCCUCCUGGGCAAGGGCCGAAGAUAAUUGUAGUUGCAGAUGGAUCCUGUGGCGAAUCAAGUGCUCUCCUUGGUGUAAGCUCAGAGUAUAUUGUGGAGUCCUGUAACGCUUAUGGAGCAAAUGCAGCACUGGAGAGACCUGACCAGAGGCAGGUACCAACACCAGAGAUUCGGGCGCAUAAUCUGUACUUUGAUCUGUCUGCUUAUGGAAUUGAUGUAACUAGUGCUGGAAAAGAGGCUACACUUGGUCAUCCAACAGGGAUUAAACCAGGGUUCCAUCUGAAAAUUUAUGGGACAUUCAGAAACCGUUAUAUGGCCUUGGCAUGCCCAGCUUCUGAUGCCAAAGUACUGAGAUUCUUGAGACACACUCCAAAUUCCUCAGUUAUGAAGAACAUAUUUCACCAGUCCUUUAAUGCCUACAAGACGGACAUUGAACCCAGGGUGAGCGAUUUAACCCUUCCAAACUUGCAGUGCAGCCGAAGACUCUUUGAGAUUAUGCUUUCUCAUAGGAGAAUUACAUCAGCAUUUAUUGAAGGGGAAAACAUAGUGGUCACUUUGGAAGGUGAGGCUGCUAGAGUUCUGAACUUUGACACAGGCUGUGGAGUAAACCUUGGGCUUCGAGGGCUGGAAUCAUCUGAAGCAUUUAUAUAUAAAAUCGCUACAGCUGUAGACCAGAGUGACGUCUUUGAAGCACUUUCAGCUAAAAUAAAACACUCCAAACAGAUUGUUGAGGAUUUCCGAAUCAAUGGACUAUCAGUCUCAGUGUUUGAAUAAACAAUCGAGAACUGUACAGUUACAAACUCGUAUCCUGAUUUUGCAGAAUAUUGCUAGAUCUGUGUUAUAGUUUGUCAUCAGUUGCAAAUUGUUUUGCACACAAAGCAAAAAAGACAUAUAAAAUGGACUCUUAAUCAGUAGAAUAUACACGGAUGAAGCCAAUCGGCCACAAUUCACUGCUACUCAUGCACGUGUUAUAUCUCUGAUGACUACAAAUUGACUAUCAACACAAUGAAAAUAAUUCUGGCUGCAUGAUACUUUAAAAAAUACACGCAGCAUAUAGGCCUGCA
Molecule: messenger RNA, 1770 nt
Organism: Bombina bombina (fire-bellied toad)
Lineage: Eukaryota; Metazoa; Chordata; Amphibia; Anura; Bombinatoridae
Exons: 5
Coding region: 218-1480 (420 amino acids)
Source: RefSeq, a predicted model, not a curated record